This is a messenger RNA of Ogataea philodendri, 1707 nucleotides long. RefSeq lists its product as uncharacterized. Gene Ontology annotation, cellular component: membrane. Gene Ontology annotation, molecular function: dipeptide transmembrane transporter activity. The record is from RefSeq and is a predicted model, not a curated record. Lineage: Eukaryota; Fungi; Ascomycota; Pichiomycetes; Pichiales; Pichiaceae. Gene Ontology annotation, biological process: transmembrane transport. The transcript has a single exon. The coding region runs from base 1 to 1707 and encodes 568 amino acids.
AUGGUUUUCGAGGAGGAAUCGUCAAAAGCGUUGCUGGUAAACUCCGGUGACCUGAUAUCUCCGGUAAGCACCCAUCUCGACUCAAAUAACAUCAAACAUAUACAUGGCUCCAAACAGCCAGAGAUAAUCACCUUCCAGGAAUUGGAAGGGUCUGUGGACGAAAACUCACUCCGCAAAGUUCCUGGAUCGAUUCCACCGACCGCAUACCUUAUAUGUCUUGUCGAGCUCGCAGAAAGAGCAUCCUACUAUGGACUGUCCGGAUGUAUCGCCAAUUUCAUUCAACGGCCACUACCGGCAGGAUCCACCACUGGAGCGGUGCCGAAUCCUAACUCGGACGAGAGCGCGGGCGCUCUUGGUCUUGGACUCGGGAUGGCAACGUUUCUGACUCAAAUGCUGAGUUUUUCCGCAUUCCUUACACCGCUAUAUGGAGGCUACGUUGCAGACACCAAGUACGGGAAGUUUAAAAGUGUUUGGAUAGGAGUGGUGAUUGGGUUUUUCGCCCAUAUGCUUCUUGUCGUUGCAGCAUUACCAUUUGUGAUUCAGACUGUCUGGCUAUCGCUUUUGAUCACAGCGGUCAGUCUCAUUGGAAUCGGUUUCAGCUCCGGUUUCAUCAAGCCCAAUUUGUUCCCGUUACUUGUUGACCAGUACACUGUUGAAGGGAACUACAUCAGAGAAUUGCCAUCUGGUGAGUCUGUUCUUGUUGACAGAGAUGCCACCUUGGAAAGAAUGAGCUUGAUUUACUACUUUUUCAUCAACUUUGGGUGUUUCGUUGCAAUUUCGUCGUCUCUAAUUGAACGGGCCUUUGGAUUCUGGCUCACUUAUGCCUCCACUGCGCUGGUUUAUUGCAUGCUAUUUCCAAUGUUGAUCUACCUGCGUCCACGUUUGCAACUAGGCGAGCCAACAGGAUCAUCGAUCUUUGAUGAGAUCUUUGUUCUGGUGAAAGCAUUGUUCCAGGCCGGGUGGAUCUCCAGAAUUAAAGGAGGCAGAUUCUGGGACAUUGAUCUCUCACCCUCCGCAAAAAACCUUACUCCUUCCAUUUCAAUGGAAGAUUUCAGGUCCACCAUGAAAUCCUGUGUGAUCUUCCUCUACUUCAUCGUCUUCAACCUCAACGACGGAUCUAUCGCGUCAAUUCAAAUUAAUCAAGCAGGUUCGAUGCAAACUAGUGGUAUUCCUAACGAUCUAUUCCAGUCUUUUAACCCGCUCGCUAUCCUGAUAGUCAUUCCUUUCCAGGACUACCUGAUAUAUCCACUGCUUAGAAAGCAUCGCAUAGUGUUCCAACCAGUUCAUCGCAUAACACUCGGGUUUUGCAUAUCUGCAACCGGAACACUGAUCGGAACAUAUUUGCAGUACCGCAUCUAUACCAUAAGCAAGUGUGGCUGGGAAGGGGCUUCAAACUGUGACGAGGUGGCCCCAAUCUCCGCCUGGUGGUGUGCAUGCAUGUUUGGAUUACAGGCUGUCGGUGAAUGCUUUGCAACCGUCACGGCAUACGAACUGGCAUACACAAUGUCUUCGCCAGCUAUGAAAAGUUUCGUGGUUGCAUUGUUCUUGUGCUCCAACGCCAUUUCGAGUGUCUUGGGAGAAAUCAUCAGCUUCUGGGCACACGAUCCAAAUCUGUUUGCCAUUUUCUUGUGGUGUGCGCUGUUGGGAUUUGGAUUCGCAGCACUCUUCUUGCUACAGUUCAGAAAUUUGCAUAAGCAAAUAAAUUGA